Guillardia theta CCMP2712 is the source of this 270-nucleotide messenger RNA. RefSeq lists its product as hypothetical. Gene Ontology annotation, biological process: positive regulation of kinase activity; multicellular organism development; cell surface receptor protein tyrosine kinase signaling pathway. The record is from RefSeq and is a predicted model, not a curated record. Gene Ontology annotation, molecular function: transmembrane receptor protein tyrosine kinase activity; ATP binding. The annotation marks the transcript as partial. The transcript has a single exon. Gene Ontology annotation, cellular component: signaling receptor complex. Lineage: Eukaryota; Cryptophyceae; Pyrenomonadales; Geminigeraceae.
CGCUACAUGUCUCCUGAGGUGAUCCAGGGAGGAAGCUACUCGGAGAAGAGCGACGUUUGGGCGUUCGGCGUGACGUGCUGGGAGGUCCUGACUUGUUGCAAGACCCCUUACUUGAGCAUCUUGCAAGAUGACAAGGUGUCUGAGUACGUGUGUGGAGGAGGGAGACUCAAGAGGGAGGACAUUGUGGCUGGGUGCCCGCAAGAGAGCUGGGAACUGAUCGAGAGCUGCUGGAGUGAGCUUCCAAACCAUCGUCCGACGUUCUCAGCGAUU